AUGGUUAUCUCGGCCAAAGCAUCUUCAUCGCUGUCGCCGGAGCACUCCUCUGGCUCAUCUUCGUCUAAUCGCUUCGUCUCUCGAUCAAAACUCUUCUUGAAUAUAAAGGAUGGAUGUACGAGUCACCCGGAAAACCAGUCUCGAAAGCCACGAAACUCUGGCUUGGCGUCUUGCACAUCAUCUCAAAAGCGGGGGCCAAUGCUUCACUGGUUCCAAGGAGCUCUGCCACGUCUUCCACUUCCAAACCUGGAUAAAACCAUGAGAAAACAUCUUCUCUCCAUGAAACCGAUCCUCAGUCACGACGAGUACCAAGAGCUGGAAUUCUUCUCCGAACGAUUCCGCAAGGGAGUUGGACGCCGUCUUCAGAGAUAUCUCACUCUCAAGUCAUGGUUCUCUUCCAACUACGUCACCGAUUGGUGGGAGGAGUUCGUUUACAUGAGACAGCGCUCGCCCAUCAUGAUCAACUCCAACUACUACAGAUUCGACACGUUGAAUGAGACGAAGAAUCAAGCUGCUCAUGCCGCCAUUUUGACUUACACUUCCCUUCAACUCCGUCGAAUGGUUGAUCGUCAAGAAGUAUCGCCAUUCUCGAUCUCUCCAAGGACGAAAGAUCCGUUCUGUACCAUGCAAUACGAGAGACUGUUGAACAGUUGCCGUGUGCCAGGAGAGGAAGUGGACCGCCUUCUUCAUUGGGAUGAUGCGAAACAUGUCGCCGUUUACUGCAGAGGAGUCUGGUUCAAGCUCGUCGUUCACAACGGAAAAUUGAUAAAAAACGCACAUUUCUAG
Messenger RNA from Caenorhabditis remanei, 786 nucleotides. RefSeq lists its product as uncharacterized. Gene Ontology annotation, biological process: fatty acid metabolic process; carnitine metabolic process. Gene Ontology annotation, molecular function: carnitine O-palmitoyltransferase activity. The coding region runs from base 1 to 786 and encodes 261 amino acids. The record is from RefSeq and is a predicted model, not a curated record. Gene Ontology annotation, cellular component: mitochondrion. Lineage: Eukaryota; Metazoa; Nematoda; Chromadorea; Rhabditida; Rhabditidae. The transcript is spliced from 2 exons.